Molecule: messenger RNA, 1266 nt
Organism: Rotaria sp. Silwood1
Lineage: Eukaryota; Metazoa; Rotifera; Eurotatoria; Philodinida; Philodinidae
Source: the annotation of a GenBank genome assembly
AUGGGCUGUUCUUCUAGUAUACACCCUGCGAUAGUUACUCAGCCAAACGCUACAGCGUCACUCGCAGCAAUUCCUGCGUCAUCCAAAUCACUUACUGCCUCUGGGCAGACAAGUGAAGUAGGUCAAGUUAAGCAAUUUAUCGAAGUAUCGACCCAAACCGAUGAGACUCAAAAGACUGAUGCAAGUGUAAAUACAACAGUCGACAGUGAAAAGAUUGACAAUGAUCGUUUAGCAUUCAAUGAUACGACUUUACCUAAUAAUCAAGAUCCACAGAAACAUCCAAUAACAUGUCUAGUUCAAUCAAAAACAACAUUAGCAACGUUGAACGAUCAGCUAAAUAUAUUUCUCAAUCCUCGUCUCAGUGCAAAUCUGAAUAGCGAAGAAAUACAAUGGAUACUUCAAGAUUUAGAUGCUCAACAGUAUUGUAUGAUGAUUCAGCAAGAACUUCUUUCUAUUGGCCCGAUGGCUAUUCAAGAAGCUGUCAAUGCUAUGAGAAAAUCACAGGAUCUUCAAAUACUUAACCAAGAUAUUUGGUUGUUGCUUGAACAAGCAGUGAAAACAAAUGAUGCUUCAUAUUUCAUUCGAGCCUAUACUGCUGAAAGUGAGUUCUACAAAAUACUCAAUCGAAAAUUGGCUCAGCAAGAUCUAACAAGUACAAAAGACCUGGACGCCGAGGAACAAAUGCAACUCCUUAUGGGAACCUUUUUUCAACAAAUGGACCAAAUGGUCUCUCGUGCUCAAGCGUUCCAAGAAGGACAACCAUUACCGAUUCAAAAUAGUAAUGAGUCGAAUUGGGCCAAAUUAUUUUUACGACCACUCUACAUGCUCCUGGCAACACCGAAUUCGAGCAUUCGAUUUCAGGGAUCGACAUAUCGAGGUAUGUGGAUUACACUAGACGAAUUAAAGUGUUACGUGGAAGACACACAAUUCGUAUGCAAUAAGGCAAUUACAUCCACAUCAAAACUUCGUACUGUAGCUCAAAGUUUUAUAGAUUAUGUUGGAAAUCCAUCAUCGGAAAUGUUAUCUGCAAUGUUCACAUACAAAAUAGAGUCGUAUAGCGCAUUAUAUGCGCUAAAUGUAAGAGACUUUUCCAUGAUUCCUCAAGAAGAGGAAGUACUUUUAUUACCUGGAGUAUUUUUUACUGUUAGCAAUGUUCAGUUUAUUCCUCCUCGCUCUGUGGAAAUUGAACUUCGAUCUUCGUUGGAAGAGCUGGCUAACAUGAUGUCAUCAAGUAUAGGCUCUUUAUUUUCACUUUUUCGUCAAUAA